AUGAACUUUUCCCACCCACCACUGGCGUUUUCAUUAUUGCAUCACCAGAACCCUCUCAACCUCCACCUGCUGCUGUCACCACCACCUGAGCUCACCUUCUCCUUCAAGAAGUGCCUCAGCAUCUCCUUCCAAGCCAUUAGGCUCACCUUCUCCCUCAAGAAGCAUAUCAGCAUCGCUGUUCAGGCCAUCAGAAAACUUCACCCACAGCCACAGCAUGAGAGGGAGGAUGAGUCUAUGGGGAGUGGGUCUAGUAGAAGUUUAAGCUGUUUACAGGAAGGUCAGAUGGAGGUUAGUAAUGAUGAUGAGGAGGAUAGUGAUGAGGAGGGGGAGGACCAGGGUGAUGAGGAGUGGGAGGAGCAGGAAGUAGAUACAGGUGGAGAUGAGAAGCAUUCUCCAGGGCUAAGUUCUGAUGGUGAGCAACACAUGGAUGUUGAUCUGACUGAGGGCUCCAUGAUUGAAUCUACACUUGAGCAUCUUGAUCUGACUGUUGGUUUGACUGGGGGCUCCAUGAUUGAACCUACUGCUGUUUUGGCUGGGUACUCCAUGAUCGAAUCUGAUCUGACUACUGAGAUCUCCAUGAUUGCACUGGAGGCUCCUAAUCUGACUGCUGUGUCAAUUGAGAGCUCUAUAAUUGAACAUGCACUUGAGGCUGCUUCUCUAAUUGUAGUGGAGUUGAAAUGGCUGCCUGACUCUUGUUCUAAAUUUGUUGCUUGCAAGGCCACUUCAGUCACCCAUGUUUGGGUACCUAUGAGGUACAUCAAUUCCUUGAUUUAG
Molecule: messenger RNA, 774 nt
Organism: Laccaria bicolor S238N-H82
Lineage: Eukaryota; Fungi; Basidiomycota; Agaricomycetes; Agaricales; Hydnangiaceae
Exons: 3
Coding region: 1-774 (257 amino acids)
Source: RefSeq, a predicted model, not a curated record